AUGAUCUUCGCGAGCAUCUUGGCCGCGGCGACCGAGUUCACGCUCGACGGCAGCACGUGCUACUACGCGAGCGAGGGAUCGUCUGCCGCGCUGCCCACGGGCACUGAACCGUAUGCCAUCGAGGCGGACAUCAAGCCGGCCAGCGCCGCCUGCUCCAACAAUGGCGGGAUCGUCGGCUGGGGCAAUUACGGCACCGCCAACUCUGUCAAUGCUUUCCGCCUCGAUGAUGGGUGCCAGCGCAUCAAAAACUACUGGUGGAGCGCCGACCUGCGGUCGAGCGCCAGCAGUGCUCUCCUCGACGGCAGCUGGCACCACGUCACCGCCGAGUUUGACGGCACGACGCGGAAGCUCUCCAUUGAUGGCGUCACCGUCGCGACCGACACGACGACGGGCGGCGCCGCGGCGUCCAACGUCAACUUUUGCGUCGGGAAGACGUACGGCAACGAGUACUUCACCGGAUCGAUGAAGGGUGUUCGGAUCUGGAACAACGGUGGCGUCGUCUACGCGUAUCGGAACCGCGCUGCGGUCUCGAUAAUCGGCUCGACCGUGACGAGCUGCUCGGCUGGCGCGCACGGCGGCGUCGUCUACGCGCAAAACAGGGGUGCGGUCUCGAUAAUCGGCUCGACCAUGACGGGCUGCUCGGCUGUCGGGUCCCCGGGACACAGUCGCGGUGGCGUCGUCUACGCGUUGUACAGCAUCUCCCUCUCCAUUGCGGGUGUCGACUUCAUCGACAACAGAGCGGCCUACUCAGCCUCGGUGCUUCACCUGGAAAGCUCGCCCUCCUCGAUCAGCGACGCCUCCUUCACCGGCAACGACGGUGUCACGAUACGGACCCUGAACGCGGAGAUAGACUGGGACUGCCGCUUGGGCAGCUGUGCCUCUGGGCUGCUUCAGCGCGGUCACAGUGCCGUGGAGCCGGCCAGCGUGCUCGCAGCCAUACCGCUGGAGCGGGCCCAGCCGCGCGGAGAAGACCACCGAGCUCGAAACACGUCGCCGCGGCCGGCCGUUUCGCAAGCCUGA
This is a messenger RNA of Emiliania huxleyi CCMP1516, 1020 nucleotides long. RefSeq lists its product as hypothetical. The record is from RefSeq and is a predicted model, not a curated record. Lineage: Eukaryota; Haptophyta; Isochrysidales; Noelaerhabdaceae. The transcript is spliced from 7 exons. Bases 1 to 1020 code for a protein of 339 amino acids.